CUCAAAACUCAAAAGUCAUAGGUUGUGGCCUGCGGAUUGCUGGAGUCGUCCGUCGUUCCCACUUUAAAUCCCGCAAUCGAACGCCACAAUUUCAAAAUAUAUCGAAAUCUCCAAUUCAGUUAUCGCCGCCGGAGAGAGAAGAGAUGACGUUGAAACUGUAUGUUGAUCGUAUGUCCCAGCCUUCUCGUGCUCUUCUCAUUUUCUGCAAGGCAAAUGGGAUAGAGUUUGAAGAAGUCCAAAUAGAGCUCUCUAAAGCCCAGCAUCGAACUCCCGAAUUCGGAGAAAUUAACCCCAUGAAACAAGUGCCUGCGAUGGUGGAUGGAGACUUCACGCUGUUUGAAAGUCAUGCAAUUCUCAAAUAUCUUGCUUGUGCAAAUAAUGUUGCUGAUCAUUGGUACCCAGCUGAUCUACGCGAAAGAGCAAUGGUAGACUCGGUGUUAGACUGGCACCACUCUAACUUACGCCGUGGCUCAGUUGGGUAUCUUUUGAAUGGUACAUUUGCACCUGCAUUAGGCUUGCCUUUAAACUCACAAGCAGCAGCUGAAGGCGAGAAACUGCUGUCUGCUUCCCUUAACAAGAUUGACUCCUUCUGGCUCCAGGGAAAUGGAAAAUUUCUACUCGGAAAUACCCAACCUUCCAUUGCAGACCUUAGCUUAAUUUGUGAAAUAACAGAACUACAGGUUGUGGAUGAGAAGGAUCAUGACAGAAUACUAAGCCCAUUCAAGAAAGUUGUGAAAUGGAUUGAAGAUGUGAAGGAAGCAACUGCUCCACAUUUUGAUGAAGUGCACACCACACUUUAUAAUGUCAAAGAGAUGAUGAAGCAGCAACGAUCUGAGAAGUGAAGUAAGCAAAUUAAACAACAUUUGGAUAUGUAGCUUGCUCGUUAAAGUACUUAAACCCUGAUUGUCCCCAUUCCUCAGGAAUAUAAUGCAAGCAAGCCUUGUUCCUUAAGUAAUAAAUCCACAUGCAUUUGAGACAGUGAUGUGAGAUGCUUAAUCUUAUCAAUAUAAUUCAUGUGUGCUAUUUUUCUGUUGUAUAAGUAAACAUGAUGUCCAUGUUUUUUA
Ipomoea nil (Japanese morning glory) is the source of this 1064-nucleotide messenger RNA. RefSeq names its product glutathione S-transferase T1-like. Bases 144 to 842 code for a protein of 232 amino acids. The record is from RefSeq and is a predicted model, not a curated record. The transcript is spliced from 7 exons. NCBI's taxonomy places the organism in Eukaryota, Viridiplantae, Streptophyta, Magnoliopsida, Solanales, Convolvulaceae.